Adineta ricciae is the source of this 231-nucleotide messenger RNA. The record is from the annotation of a GenBank genome assembly. NCBI's taxonomy places the organism in Eukaryota, Metazoa, Rotifera, Eurotatoria, Adinetida, Adinetidae.
AUGGAAUUAUAUCGAAGGCCAACAAUAUAUUCAAAUGGACGUCCGUCUCUCCAAGGAGACCCUGCAACAUACAGAUUUGCUCUUUUCCUCCUUCGCGCACUGGCUAUACUAACAUUCGGUGCAGUUGUCGGUGUAAUUGUUGGAAAUGCCGCACAUUAUGAAUAUUAUCCAGCAAAUAACAGAACAACCAUCUCUUCGAAUGACCUGUGGAACAUCUCGAUAUUCCAGUAA